AUUCUGGGGUGGCUGCUUGUUCCCAAAACAAGCAUGGCCGCCUAAGAAGUAAACAUGCCUGUGUCGGAGAGGUAGUUUCGGUUUGUGAUUGUACGAUUAAGGCGCGAUGUCGGGGGAAAGUCUUUCCUGUACGAUCCCGAGGUGUUCAGUGACGUGUCUUCUGAGGAUUCAUCCUGUGUGACAGCUGGAGAAUAUUUUAUAGGAAUAAAAUGGCCCCAGCUCGAUCUUCAAUUGGCUACCCUUGGAUUCUCGAUGCGAUAACAAAAUAUAAAGGAGAAGCUUUCAUGCUUAAACCAGCACCUGCCCAGGUCGUUGAGUUUCUAAAAAUGCCAGAACGAACAGAAGAGUGUCAGUAUCCAGGAGCUGUUGUACAUAUUUCUGAUCGGCAGUACUACAUCAGAGCUAUCAUCACAAGGGAGGCACAAGAAACUCUAGAAAGAGAAGAUGAGCAUUUUACAUUGGCCCAUAUCAAGAACAAGAUUGUUAUCCUGAAAAAAUUCACACUCUCCUUUGCUGCAGAAGAAGAUCUGAGAUGUUGUGAAUUUUAUCUGACCAUUGAACAUUUUUGUAUACUGGCCAUGGAGAUAAACACAGUGGACUUAUUGAACUGUAAUGUGGAGACAGGAGUCAUGAAAAAGAUCAAGGAACUUUGGCAGAUGUAUAUGACAGAGCUUCAAACGAAGGAGACCAUGUCAGACAUGAACUCAUCAGAUAUGUCGCUUACUCAGUUACUUAUGAUUGUAAGUGAAGAAAGGCUUGGUGAGUUGAAGUCCGCUGCUGAACAGUGUCUUCACCUUGACUCCUUUGCCACCCAAGAGAUUGCACCACAAGCUAGAACAAUAUGGAGUACAGAAAUGAGAAACAACCAGAGCAAUGACAACAGUUUUUCAAUUCCUAUACAUUUGCUCCUUAUCCCUCCAGAAGAAGAAGCAGCUCUAGAGCAGAUGUCAGGGUUCAGACCCGAUGUUAAUCCUGGCCGUGAUGCUGAUAAUUCUGAAGAAUUGAAUUCUGAAGGAUCAGAUUCUUCCCAACAAUAUAACAGUGCAGUAUCCACACUCUCUCAGGAGCCCAUGGAGGAUGCCUGUAACGGUCAGACAGUAAAUCCGUGGAACAACUUGCCAUCCCUUUAUGCCAGUGAAUCUAUAAGUUCUCCCCAUCAAUAUAACAGUGCAGUAUCAACACUCUCCCAGGAGCCCAUGGAUGAUGCUUGUAAUGGUCAGCCGGUAAAUCCCUGGAACAACUUGCCAUCCCUUUGUGACAGUGACUCUAUAAGUUUUCCUGCCUCAGACCCUUCUGUCGUUCAGCAGAACAGUGAGAAAGACCCAGCUACUGAUUCAGACACCACGCCAGAUAUACUUCACUACCAUCAAGAUAAGUCUAUCCAUCGCUCCUCUGAAAGCCAGGAUGAGAUCCCCACACUGAACCUUUCUAAACUACUAUCUGAACAGGCAGAGCCUGAAGCAAAAACCUCUUCAAGCUCAAAUCAGAAAGGAGCUCCGCAAUCUGAUUCUGCUCUUCCCUCUAGUCAGAGGAGACUUUCAGACUGUAGCCAAAGCUUGCUUGGCUUGAUGCCUCUUGUCCAAGAUUCCUCAAGUCUGAUACACACUUCUCCGCAAAGAAAGGUAGCCUUGGAAAGAAAACUGCCCAUAAGUCCCAUUUCAUCUCAUGGUUCAGAGAGCAAACGUGAUUCUAACAUUAUUCGAACCAUUUUGCCAGAAACCAGUAAGAGGGACAAUGAGACAUGUCAUAGCCCCAGGGAGUGGAGGGCAGUGAAGAGGAAGCAAGCUCCAGAAGAUCUAGAUACCAUACUCUCUGCCCCAGCUCAACAAGCAUCUGUACAUAGAGAAAUACCAGAUUGUGCAGCUGCUGUGAUUUCUUCUGUACCUACUACAAACAAUGGAGCCCAGACUGAAACCAACAGCGAUGUUGAAGAAAGAAGCAAGACCAUUAAUGGCUCCCGUAUGGAUAAAAAGCAAACAAGGACAGAACAGGUAAAUAAAAUGGCAAGCAUUGAAACUGCAGUAGCAUCUGGGACAGCUGCACUCAGAGACAAAACACUGCCUAAUAAACCCUGUCUAGAAUUUGUGCGUAAAUCAAAAAGGAAGAUUGUAGAAAACUCUGAGAAUAAAUUGCCUGCGGCAAACCUGGCAACAACAAGCAGAAUUGGCUCAAAAGGUCUUUCCAGCAUAUCUCAGGGACAGACCUCUACCUUGCAAGCACCUGUUCUAGAAAUGAAGAAGACUAAAAUGAUACACUAUGACAGCAAGUCUUUCCAGUAUAAGUACAAGAAUCCAUCAACUGAUCUCUGUACUUGUGUGAAGGCAGUGCGGAUCCCUGCAGACCUGCAUGAGUGGGCAGUUAAGAUUCUUUCUGAAGCCAGAGAAACAGAUCCAUAAGCUUUAUCCUGCUCUUUCCGAAACUGAGAACCCCUUUACCUCCUGCCAAGGAGUAAACAGAAGAGUGAGCUUAGAUGGGCAGACAUCACACAGAAAACGAUGGGCAGUCCUCAAAAGCAUAAUUUCUCCCACUCUGCUGACGAAUUAAGAAAAUGUUGUUCCUUUUUCUUCAGAGACUACACACUUGUGCAGAGAUUUUUCCAGCAAGUUGGACAAUGUUGUUCCAUUAAUCACUGUUUUUGGCAGUCUGAGCAUCUUUUAGGGUAGCUAGAUACAACCUAUCCCCCACCUGAUUGUCACAAGCAAUAACUCAAUCGGAUACAUUGCUCGGAUAGAUCAGGUCAUAUAGGGCCACCCUUAUUUACCUCUGGUUCUUUUAAUAUAUUUUUAUAGUACUACAAUUUAAAUGUGUAUAUAUUAUACCACUUUAUGAAGACGUGCUUGCUAAAUGUUGUUUUUUAUAGCAAAAAAGAAAAGAGUUCUACAUCUUCCAAAAAAAGUUAAAUACAUUCUAAUAAAAUACUUGCAAUACCCA
Molecule: messenger RNA, 2931 nt
Organism: Rana temporaria (common frog)
Lineage: Eukaryota; Metazoa; Chordata; Amphibia; Anura; Ranidae
Exons: 15
Coding region: 210-2396 (728 amino acids)
Biological process (GO): telomere maintenance via telomerase; telomere capping
Cellular component (GO): chromosome, telomeric region; telomerase holoenzyme complex; shelterin complex
Molecular function (GO): telomeric repeat DNA binding
Source: RefSeq, a predicted model, not a curated record